Chironomus riparius is the source of this 1533-nucleotide messenger RNA. NCBI's taxonomy places the organism in Eukaryota, Metazoa, Arthropoda, Insecta, Diptera, Chironomidae. The record is from the annotation of a GenBank genome assembly.
CUCUGACGCAGCACACGAAAACAAUAUUUAAUAGAAAACACAUGGAGAGAUCCAAUAACUUUUUUCCUUGUCGAUAAGACGAUAAACAGACGUCAUUGAAAGUAAAUUGAGAUAUCUCAAUAAAAAAUGAAUUUAUCUCUCCAGUCACAAGCAGGCAGUCAAGACAGUUAGUCAUAGUUCAUAGUGUACUUUCAUAAAAUAAAAAUAAUUUUCUAUACACAAAAAUGAGAACAAGUGACAUUGUGUCGAAAAUAGUUCAAGUAUGCGUUCUUAGCCUUCUGAUAAUGCCACAUUUUUCAUGGAGCUUAUUUGAGGGCUGCGACGAAAGUUAUAGUCUUGACACAGAUGAAAACAUAACAAUUUCAUCUCAUGCAACCUUGAAUGCCAAAAAUGUGUCAUCAUGUCGUUACAUCAUCGCUGCACCACCAAAUUAUGUCGUAAAAGUAACUUGUGAGCUUAAAUUUGAUCAACUCGAUUCAACAUUCUGUCGUACAAAACGUUUUUUUGUGUCAGUUGAUGGAAUCUCAAGUUUGAAUCAUGCACACAAUUUUUGCAAUAAAAAUGAAACAAUAAGAAUCAUCAGACGACGAAGUGUCAUGAAUCGCUUAGUUAUGGCUUAUGUUUCGAAACGUGAUCUUGAGGAUGAAACAUUUACGUGUACAGCAUGGAGAGUUAAAUCCAAAUGUGAGUGCGGUUGGUCCAGGCGAGCGCGAAUUUACAAUGGUGAAAAUGCACAAAUGCAUGAAUUCCCAUCGAUGAUUGCACUUGUUGCCAUAUCCCUUAAUAAAGUAUUUUGCGGUGGUGUCAUAAUAAGCGAAAAAUAUGGGUUGACUGGCGCUCAUUGUUUCAAUGAACCGGAAUAUUCUAAUUUAACAAAUAUUGCUGCGUAUGUUGGAGAACAUGAUUUGAGUACAGCAAAUGAAACCAUUUAUACAGAAUCAUAUGAAUUGGAAGAGUUCAUGCAACAUGAAGGUUAUUCUCAGGACUCGUUUACACAAGACUAUGACAUUGCAUUGAUAAAGUUUAAAAAGCCUAUAGCAUUCAAUCUUGCUGUUGGUCCUGCAUGUCUACCAUUCAAUUAUAACCAUGAAGCAUUUGAUACAAAUUACGUGUAUGCUAUUGGAUUUGGUUAUCUCGAGUUUUUCAGUCAGGAACAAUCGAAAAUUCUACAGAAAGUUCUAUUGCAAAUAUUACCAGCCGACAAAUGCAAAGACUCAGAAAUUAAUGCCAGCAAAAUGUGCACAUUUGAGCAGAAUAAAGAUAGUUGUGUGUCAGACAGUGGCGGUCCAUUGAUUCUAUUCAUAAAAGGACGACAACAUGUUGUUGGAUUGAUUAGCUAUGGAAUUGGUUGUGGUACACCAUAUCCAUCAGUUAAUACACGAGUCACAUCAUAUAUUCCAUGGAUUUUGAAAAAUACUUACGAUGACACGAUAUGUCGGAACUGAGGAGGAUUAUAAUAUCAAUAUUAGGAAAAUCAGGGAAUUUUAAUUUAUUGAAAAAUAAAAUGUGAAUUUUUAUUACUAAAAUCUCGAA